AUGGAAGGUUUCCUCUCUAAUGCCCCUGAGGGACUUGCAUCCGCGUCCAAGAUUCUAGAUGCGAUGCCGAAGAGAAGUCUCGAAAGAUUGGCGAAUGAGAUCUGCAGUAUCGUCCUACAGAAGAAAGGAUCUUUGUCAUCAAGCGCCUUAGCCGCGGAGAUUGUCGCGGAUCCCGAGCAGCAGGAGCUUGUCAUGCAGGGUGUGAAGCGAGCGAACCACGCGAUCAACGCGCUCUUGUACAUCUACAGAGAUGCGGCCGCCAAGCUUGCUUCGCCGGAAGUUUUCCGAACUGCACUUGUCGCUCGUUGUGACCUGAGCCAAGACGCAAGCGCGAUCUUGACGAGGGUGUUCGAACAGAAACAUGCGCUGCUGGUCUCAUCGGACAAGGUCAAGUCGUUCCUCUCCCUCGGCAAGCUGGUCAAGUUUGACUGGAAGUUGAGCUUUGCAUCGGAGAGCAGCAGUUGUGCUGCUCUGAAUACACCAGUUGUGGUGCUUCAUUUUCUUGUUUCAGACGAGAACUUUCAGGUCUCGAGUCACAGUUUGGAGUUGACGAUCUCGCAAUUCGAGGAGUUCGCGGGCACAAUCCAUGAAAUUUGCUCUGUCGUCGAGACAUUAUAA
This is a messenger RNA of Guillardia theta CCMP2712, 618 nucleotides long. RefSeq lists its product as hypothetical. The record is from RefSeq and is a predicted model, not a curated record. The coding region runs from base 1 to 618 and encodes 205 amino acids. The transcript has 11 exons. NCBI's taxonomy places the organism in Eukaryota, Cryptophyceae, Pyrenomonadales, Geminigeraceae.